GCAGAGGAUGGAGGCCCUGUAGGAGAGCCCCUACUGAUCUGACAAUGUUCCUUUUCUAGGGACUCCCCAGCAACAGAGGGGAGGGGCAUGACCCAACAGUGAGGUCACAGAACCCAGCAGUGCCCUCUGCCAAGAGAACCCCAAGACCCAGAAUGAAUUUUGACCAGAAAGCUGUGAAAUUCUUGGCAAAUUUUUACAUCAAUGGAGGCAAACACUGGACUCGGGGUCCCCUGAGUCAGCAACCUCUUCAUCCCACCCAGCCUGAGGCUGCUGUGUUGUGGUGGGACCAGGAGCUGGAGGCAGCCUGGAAUGAGAUGUGGCCCCCAAAGACGAAGAGGGCCCCAGGUGGCUUCAGGUUAAGAAUGGACACCCCCAAAGAGCCCACAGGGGCCCUGAGGGAGCUGUUGCUGGAACGACGCCCUCCGAUCCUGACUGACCUGGAUGUCCCCAGCCCCACCAAGUAUGAGGUGCCCAGUGCGUCUCUGCGGGAGUCCUCUCCCCAUCCCCAUUACACCAUGGGCCGCAAGAACCCUGGUCGAGAGGGUGGUGGCCGCAGGGCAUGGCAGACUGUGUGGCUCCAAAGUGAAAGCCCCUUCACGCAGAAGACUGACUUCAAUCGAGAGCGAAAGUGGCCAUCGCCCGCCGAGUAUAGGCCGCUGAGCCAGCCUGCCUUCCCGGCCUUCAGCUUUGGAGGCCGCCGCCGCUCUGAUGUCAAGAUACCCGAGAGUCAUAUACGCCCAGGGAUGCUCCGAGCUCGAGGUCCUUGUGCCUAUACUCCACUCAUGGCUGACUCACAGCCAUCUGGCGAGAAGCGACCUAGCCCCAACACCUAUGACAUCCUUCCUGGGUGCCGCCUGCAGAGUACACGCUCACCUGCCUUCUCCAUGAGUCGCUCCCCUGCGUUUGCUUCCUGGGUCAGCUCUUCCCGAACCCCAGGUCCUGCUGCCUACUACGUGGAAGACUGCUACAACUCACGAUUCCCAUCUCCGCCUGGAGUAGUCAUCCAAGGAGUGCGCAGACCCAAACGUCAUGAUACAGGCCCCUUCUGCACACUGUAGGGUAUAGAUUGCAAAGCUGACCUCCCUUCAGGUUUUCCUAGGCUUCUUUUGGAACUUUGUCUGCAGCCUGGCCUUAUGACCUUCUAGGCACCCCUCACCCACUCUUCUGGCUUAUGUUGUUCAAAAAGAAGAGUCUUCCCAGAGCCUUCCCCCCCCCCCCCCACUAUACUGAGAUGCAAAUGAUUCUUCUGAACUGU
Molecule: messenger RNA, 1255 nt
Organism: Phodopus roborovskii (desert hamster)
Lineage: Eukaryota; Metazoa; Chordata; Mammalia; Rodentia; Cricetidae
Gene: Stpg3
Product: sperm-tail PG-rich repeat containing 3
Exons: 6
Coding region: 153-1058 (301 amino acids)
Source: RefSeq, a predicted model, not a curated record